Molecule: messenger RNA, 921 nt
Organism: Diceros bicornis minor
Lineage: Eukaryota; Metazoa; Chordata; Mammalia; Perissodactyla; Rhinocerotidae
Product: olfactory receptor 7A17-like
Exons: 1
Coding region: 1-921 (306 amino acids)
Biological process (GO): G protein-coupled receptor signaling pathway
Cellular component (GO): membrane
Molecular function (GO): G protein-coupled receptor activity; olfactory receptor activity
Source: RefSeq, a predicted model, not a curated record
AUGGAACCAGAAAACCAAACACAUGUUUCAAAAUUUAUCCUCCUGGGACUCUCAGAAAAGGUAUUGCUUCAGCCUCUCCUCUUUGGGCUGUUUUUGUCCACGUACCUGCUCACAUUCAUUGGGAACCUUCUCAUUAUCCUGGCCAUUAUCACUGACUCCCACCUCCACACACCCAUGUACUUCUUCCUCUCCCAUCUCUCUUUUGCAGACAUCUGUUUCACCUCUACCACAAUCCCCAAAAUGCUGCUUAACAUCCAGACACAGAGUAAAGUCAUUACCUUUGCUGGAUGCAUCACCCAAAUAUAUUUCUUUAUGCUUUUUGGAGAUUUGGAUAACCUCUUCCUGACCGUGAUGGCCUAUGACCAGUUUGUGGCCAUCUGUCACCCCCUCCACUACAUGGUCAUCAUGAACUCCCGGCUUUGUGGCCUCCUGCUUAUAGCAUCCUGGAUCAUAACUGCUCUGCAGUCAUUGUCACAGAGCUUAAUGGUUUUGAGACUGUCUUUUCGUACAGAGUUGGAAAUCCCUCACUUUUUCUGUGAACUUAAUCAGCUGGUGCAACUUGCUUGUUCUGACACCUUUCUCAAUGAUGUAGUGAUGUAUUUUGCAACUGGAAUUAUAGGUGUUAUUCCACUCUGUGGUAUUCUCCUCUCUUACUCUAAGAUUGUAGCCUCUAUUGUGAGAAUUUCAUCAGCUGGGGGCAAGUAUAAAGCAUUUUCUACCUGUGAGUCUCAUAUCUCAGUUGUCUCCUUGUUCUAUGGUACAGGCCUUGGAGCGUAUCUUAGUUCUGCUGCCACACAAAACUCCAGGGCAAGUGCAAUAGCUUCAGUGAUGUACACUGUGGUCAUACCCAUGCUGAAUCCUUUUAUCUACAGUCUUAAAAACAAGGACAUAAAGCAAGCCCUUAAAAAACUUUUCAGUUGA